Molecule: messenger RNA, 1540 nt
Organism: Camellia sinensis
Lineage: Eukaryota; Viridiplantae; Streptophyta; Magnoliopsida; Ericales; Theaceae
Gene: DPD1
Product: Polynucleotidyl transferase, ribonuclease H-like superfamily protein
Biological process (GO): DNA catabolic process
Cellular component (GO): cytoplasm
Molecular function (GO): nucleic acid binding; 3'-5'-DNA exonuclease activity
Source: RefSeq, a predicted model, not a curated record
UGAAAAUUUGAAAAACAAGAGGCAGAAGAGUGGUGGGCGAGAGAGAAGGGUCGGGGCCGUCGAUCCGCAGUAUUCGGAGCUUCAUUUCUUCUCACUCUUUUCUUUUUGCAGUUCCUUCACAAAACGAACCCCCCCAUCUCCUCUCUCCCUCCGGAUUCCUUUCUCGCUCCAUAUAACUUCCUCUCUCUCUCUCGUGAGACCUUGUAUAUAUGUAUUCAUAGUCGCUGAAGAGUUUCGAGAAAUGCGGUUGUGCUUUUCGUUCGAAUCGCUACGAGGUCAAAGCAAUUGCUUAUGUGAUGCGUGAUUCUUUACUGGUUGAAAUCUUACCCUGCAGCAGUUAUUGAAUUCAUGAGAACUGUUGCCAUGAACUUUCCAAUCUUGCAAGUGCCCAGAUUCAGAAUCCAUGCCUUAGCUAGUUCUUGUUUUGAAAGUUUCCACAGUUUAAGCAGGACUGGUGGAAACAAUUCCAGUUUUAGGAUUUUGGGGUGCAGUACCCAUGGGCUUGAAGGAGGACACAGUAGUAGGAGAUGGAGUAGAAGACCCAUAACUACAAAAACAGAAGGAAGAAACAAAAAGACACUGACCAGCAAAACAAGCAACCUCAGACAAGAAAUAUCAGAUGGAUCAAUUGCGACUAGCAAUAAAUUAAAUAUUAAUAAAUCAGAAAUGAGUGAAUUCCAAAGAACUCAGUGCUGUGAUAUCAAACAGAAUAUUGGUGAAUCCAGAGAUUUGUUUGGCCUUGUAACUGUCAUUGUGUUUGAUAUUGAGACCACUGGGUUUAGCAGAGUGAAUGAUGGGAUCAUUGAGAUUGCACUGCAGGAUCUUCAAGGUGGUGAAAACAGCACUUUCCAGACACUAGUAAAUCCUGAACGCUAUGUGCCAAAUACAAGUGUCCAUGGCAUUUCAACCCAGAUGGUCAGCAAACCUGGUGUUCCUAGGAUGAAGGACCUCAUUCCAAUCUUGAUGCAGUUUGUCAAAAGCCGCCAAAAACCCAAUGGACCUGUAUUGUGGAUUGGACACAAUGCUCGUUCUUUUGAUGUACCCUUCUUGAUUAAUGAAUUUACUCGCUGCUCCUUUGAAAUUCCUCCAGAUUGGCUUUUUAUGGACACAAUUCCUCUGGCACGUCAAGUCAUAAAGUCAAGAGGAUUGAAGCUUCCUCAGAAAGUGUCACUAGAAGCCCUUCGGGAGUAUUAUCAAAUUCCAUUAAUUGGAUCCGCCCACAGAGCCAUGUCAGAUGUAUACACAUUAUCGAUGAUUGUUCAAAGGUUGUCUUUUGACCUGAAAUUGCCGGUUGCUGGUUUUAUUGAGAAAUCAUUCAGUGCAUCAGAUUUAAGUAAUGUUAAGAAGAAGAACAAUUCAGGAUAGUUUCAAAACAUGUUUUUGCUUCUGUAAUGUUUAUUUGUUGCAUUAUUCAACUCAUUCUUAUCAAUGAAAUUCUGCCUAUUAUUGGAGCAAUUGUCAAUAUUUUGCUGGAUACGGAGGACUGUCUUUUAAUUCAAUAUAUUCAGCCAUGUCUAGUGAGGAGUGGCUUUGUAGUCUA